Pediculus humanus corporis (human body louse) is the source of this 1083-nucleotide messenger RNA. RefSeq names its product ubiquitin-conjugating enzyme E2 Q2, putative. The transcript is spliced from 7 exons. The coding region runs from base 1 to 1083 and encodes 360 amino acids. NCBI's taxonomy places the organism in Eukaryota, Metazoa, Arthropoda, Insecta, Psocodea, Pediculidae. The record is from RefSeq and is a predicted model, not a curated record.
AUGGCGUGCUUAAAUACACUUAAACAAGAAAUAAAAACUUUAGAAGCAGUGUUUCCGAAAAAUCAUGAAAGGUUUCAGAUAGUGUCUGCUAGUGUUGAUGAGCUUAGCUGUAGGUUUAUUGGGAAAAACGGAAAAAAAUAUGAAAUACAUGCUAAUAUUACGGAAACAUACCCUGCAACCCCUCCUGUUUGGUUUGCUGACUCUGAAGAAACCAGUGUAACCAAUGCUGUACAAAUUCUUAGCAAUACAUCUGGAGCUGAAAACCAUGUAGUAAAUCAAGUUGGAAUUUUGUUAAAGGAAUUAUGUCGCUUACAUGGUGUUCAAGAACCUUCAGAUUUAACAAGACUUACUCUUCCUUCACCUGUCAACACACGUUUUCAGCCAGAACCUGAACAAGAUAUGGAUGAAGAUGAAGAUGAUGAAGAAGAAGAUGGAGAUGAGGAUCUUCAUCUUGAAAUGGAAGAGAUAGAUACAAAUUCCAAAAGUAAGAAUGAAGAAAUUGCUAUGGAACACAUAGCUUUAUUGGAGCGUCUGCGUCAAAAAGAAAGGCAAGAUCAUUUAAAAGGAUCGGUGCAUGGCUCUGUUCAAGCAACUGAUCGUCUCAUGAAAGAAUUAAGAGACAUAUACCGUUCCGAUACCUACAAAAAAGGCAUGUAUAGCAUCGAUCUUGUUAGUGAUUCUUUGUAUGAAUGGAACGUAAGACUUAUGUCAGUUGAUCCUGAUUCACCUUUACACAAUGAUCUUAUUUUAUUGAAAGAAAAAGAAGGGAAAGAUAGUAUUUUACUUAGUAUGCUUUUUAAGGCAAUUUAUCCUGUUAUAUCGGGUGGAUAUGUAUUAGUAGGAGGAGCAAUUUGUAUGGAGUUAUUAACUAAACAAGGGUGGAGCUCAGCUUAUACUGUAGAGGCUGUAAUAAUGCAAAUCGCAGCUACGCUUGUUAAAGGAAAAGCUAGAAUUCAAUUUAAUUAUGCUAAAGUUGUUGAUCAAGGGCAGUAUAGUCUAGCAAGAGCACAACAAUCAUUUAAAUCACUUGUACAAAUACACGAAAAAAACGGUUGGUUUACACCUCCAAAAGAAGAUGGAUAG